UCGGUGCCCCGCCCGAGGUUCCUCUCCUGUUGUUUCUCGCAGCUUCCCCGCGACGUUGCUAGUCUACUGUAGUACGUUUACUACGAGGAACAGAGUAGUAAAAAAUUCUGGAUCUUGCAAACCAUCUCCUCCCUUCCCCCCGGGUAUCCCUAGGUCACUUCCAUCAGUCAUCAGGUGCGCCGUUUUUCUUCUCAUCUCCCCCCGUAACUGUUGAAGUUUUGGUGGUUUUCUGUCUGGCUUACGCAGUGUUGCAUCAACGGUUGUGUUGACCCUUGAUAUUUCAUCAUGGUUUCUGCUUUUACUUCUUCCUGCGGAACGUGGGGUUUAAGACAAUGAACGUGGUGGUUUGGAUUUCGCUGCAAUUGCAGCUGUAAGAUUUUCGUAGUGCUAGCGCUGUCGACGCGAAUCGUCGGCUGCUAUGAGAAGUUCAGGGAGGUUUAUCUCCUGCUUGCCGCUUAAUUUCGCGUUUGCAGGUUGUAUAUAUAUUUUUUUGCUCCUGCCAUCUCCAGCGCGCGGAGAGAUCAGAGAUACUGAGAUCAAGGAGCACUGUUGCGUUCUGAGCAACUUGAGCGUUAUCUGGAAAGAGCAUUUGAUUUUGUUGAGCAGAGGAUGCUGCUAUUUACACAUUGCUAAUUAAUCAUAUGGAAGAAUCUAUGAACCCUCCAUAAGCCCCUCUCAUUUUUCACUUUGCCCGCAACAACUCAUUGCCAUUCAUGGAAACAUAUGAGGGCUUGUUUGUAUGAGUGGGGAUUAAGUUGGAUCCCUCGGAUUGGAAGGACAUGAUGCGCGAGGUUCAGCUUGGGCCGCACACAAUUCAGACGCAUGGAGCUAGUUUGGCCCGAAAGCACACACAUGACUGGGUUGUUCUUAUUUUCCUAGCUGCAGUUGUGAUUGCCUUGCAUUAUGCUCCUCCGUUUAGCCGAUUUAUCGGGAAGGAUAUGAUGACUGAUAUUAGGUACCCAGUGAAACAGAGUACUGUACCUGCAUGGGGUGUUCCUAUAAUCUCUAUACUGUGUCCCUGGGUUAUCUUUAUAUCCAUGUACAUCGCUAGGAGGGAUGUUUACGAUCUUCAUCACGCAGCACUAGGUGUUCUUUUCGCUGUGCUGAUAACUGCGGUUUUUACUGAUGUGUUAAAGAUUGCAGUAGGGAGACCUAGGCCAGACUUCUUUUGGCGGUGCUUUCCUGAUGGAAAGCAGUUAUACCAUCAGGUGACUGGUGAUGUGAUUUGCCAUGGUGAGAAAAGCUUCUUAACAGAUGGGCGCAAGAGUUUUCCCAGUGGGCACACGUCGUGGUCUUUUGCUGGUCUUGGAUUUUUGUCACUCUACCUGUCUGGCAAAAUUAAGGUGUUUGAUCACCAAGGUCACGUGGCAAAACUUUGCAUUGUGAUCCUUCCGCUUCUUCUUGCUUCCCUUGUUGGGAUUUCUAGAAUAGAUAAUUAUCGACACCAUUGGGAGGAUGUAUUCGCUGGCGGCCUUAUUGGAUAUAUUAUGGCAAUAUUGUGUUACUUGCAUUUCUUCCCUCCUCCAUAUCAUGAUCAAGGUUGGCGGCCGUAUGCAUACAUCCACAUGCUGGAAGAACUUGAAACGACCAGUUCAAACGAUGCACAAAACCAACAAUCUACAGGUGGGCAUAACAUUGGACUAUCCGGGCAGCGUAACAGGACGCCAAGAAAUGAUUUGGAAUCUGGAAGCGUGUAACCUGCCUCCUGCGUUAGACCGAAGAAGAAGCCAUAUGUACAGUUAGCAGGACUAAACCUUCUGCGCAUGUACUUGACAUGUAUUAUGAGUGCAGGACUAGAGAUCUGAAGUUUUUCACCUAAGGUUACGAUGGUUCGUCUUGGGUGAAAUCACAAGCUCAGUAAAGCCUAACCUAGACGCUCAAGAUCUAUCUGUGGCCAAAUUAGUUGUAUGAGCUGCUAGUGGAAGCACCGAUUAGGAACUUAUUCCAGUGAUACAAAAGUAACAGAAAGUAGUGUUGAAAAUGAUAGGCACAUCGCAUCUCCGGCAGGUUGCACCGUCCAACAGUGUAGCGUUCCGACUUCCGACUGUCAGUUCUUAGACGAAGGACCAAAUACAUUUGUUUUGUCUCCCUCU
Molecule: messenger RNA, 2093 nt
Organism: Phragmites australis (common reed)
Lineage: Eukaryota; Viridiplantae; Streptophyta; Magnoliopsida; Poales; Poaceae
Product: lipid phosphate phosphatase 2-like
Exons: 8
Coding region: 780-1697 (305 amino acids)
Biological process (GO): phospholipid metabolic process
Molecular function (GO): phosphatidate phosphatase activity
Source: RefSeq, a predicted model, not a curated record